AUGGGCGGCGGGCGGAUAUUCGCCUGGAAGAAGUUCGCUAUAGGAGCACUCGUCCUCAUCGCGCUUGUGUGGGCCUUCGGGCCUCGCAAGGGUGACAUCCUCCCCGAGAAAUACAUGCCUUCAAUCCUCCACCCCAAGCCUCACCCGUCCAUGAUUGACUUCGAGCCGCCACCGCCACCACCACAGGCCCCUGCGAGACCUCAUACUGACGAAGAUGAGGACAUCAAUCCCCCACGGCCAGCCGUGCUGCCCACAGACCCUGCAAGCGAUCCCGACCUCUCCAAGACGGUGCACUGCGCCGCGCCGUACAAGCCUACCCUGCCGCUCGUGCAGUACGCGCUCAUGAUCGACGCGGGCUCGACGGGCUCGCGCAUCCACAUCUACAAGUUCAACAACUGCGGGGCGUCGCCGACGUACGAGUACGAGGUGUUCAAGAUGACGCAGCCGGGGCUGUCUGCGUUCGCGGGUCGACCUGCAGACGCCGCGCAGAGCCUCGAUGUGCUGCUCGACGAGGCGGUGCGUGUCGUGCCCGAGGCGUUGCGUUCGUGCACGCCCGUCGCGGUGAAGGCGACCGCGGGGCUGCGCCUGCUUGGCAGCGAGGAGAGCGCGGCGAUCCUCGCCGCAGUGCGCUCGCAUCUGCAUGAGAAGUACCCGUUCAGCUUUCAGGAUGCGGACGGCGUCGUGAUCAUGGAUGGCAAGGAUGAAGGCGUGUAUGCGUGGAUCACCGCGAACUACCUCCUGAAUACGAUCCGCGGGGACUCCCUCGCGGGCACGCCGUCGUACGCAGUGCUGGACCUCGGCGGUGCGUCGACGCAGAUCGUGUUCGAGCCUGCUUUCGACUCUGCGAAACCGGACUCGACACUCGAGGCGGGCGAGCACAAGUACGACCUUGCGUUCGGCGGGAAGACGCAUGUACUGUACCAGCAUUCGUACCUCGGCUACGGACUCAUGCGUGCGCGUAGCAGCGCCCAUCGCUUGGUAGAGUUUAUGGGCUCUAUGAGGGGCACAGGCAGCGGUGCCAACGCGACGAUUGCCAACCCGUGUCUUGCGCGGGGUACCGAAAAGGCCAUUGAGAUCCAGGACGAUAGACUGAAUGACCAGUUCUCCGUGACCAUGGUCGGCCAAGACGUCGGCUCCUUCGAGGCAUGCAACCGCAUCAUCGAGCUGGUCAUGGCUAAGGACGCCAUCUGCGAGGUGAAGCCGUGCUCGUUCAACGGCGUAUACCAGCCCUCGCUCAUGGAGACGUUCCCUUCGGGCAAGAUCAUGCUACUCUCCUACUUCUAUGACCGCCUCCAGCCGUUUCUCGCCGCAUCGUCAGCACUGGCGGAUGCGCCCAUCAACGUCUCCACCUUCGCCGCGCUCGCGGAGACGGUCUGCCUGGGCAAGUCCGCAUGGACGGAGCACUGGGGAGGCAGCCAGGCUCUAAUGGAAGAGCUCGCGGACCGCCCCGAGUGGUGCCUCGACCUGACGUUCAUGCAUGCUCUGCUCCGCCUCGGGUACGAGCUCGACGGCACGCGCGACGUCGAGAUUGGGAAGAAGAUCGGCGGUACGGAGCUCGGCUGGUGCCUCGGUGCGACGCUUGCUAUGGUAGGCGCGGAGCUCAAGUGCAGAGUAUAG
Sparassis crispa is the source of this 1617-nucleotide messenger RNA. RefSeq names its product Probable guanosine-diphosphatase. The coding region runs from base 1 to 1617 and encodes 538 amino acids. Gene Ontology annotation, molecular function: GDP phosphatase activity; UDP phosphatase activity. Gene Ontology annotation, cellular component: membrane; Golgi apparatus. The transcript is spliced from 3 exons. The record is from RefSeq and is a predicted model, not a curated record. Gene Ontology annotation, biological process: nucleoside diphosphate catabolic process; protein N-linked glycosylation. NCBI's taxonomy places the organism in Eukaryota, Fungi, Basidiomycota, Agaricomycetes, Polyporales, Sparassidaceae.